Messenger RNA from Wallemia mellicola CBS 633.66, 2155 nucleotides. RefSeq lists its product as hypothetical. The coding region runs from base 59 to 892 and encodes 277 amino acids. The record is from RefSeq and is a predicted model, not a curated record. NCBI's taxonomy places the organism in Eukaryota, Fungi, Basidiomycota, Wallemiomycetes, Wallemiales, Wallemiaceae. The transcript is spliced from 2 exons.
CGUUCUGCCAUUUUGUGGCGGUCGUUGUGAAAGAGACUGAGUUUGAAAUCAAACGUCGAUGAUGAUUUUUAAUAUACCGCGUUCACCAUCAACUACAGAAGAAUAUCCUCAUAGAAAUAUACGUGGUUUGCCCAAUACACAGCGCAACCGUGCGAUUUCACCCGCAAAGAUCGAGUUAUUGGCAGCACAGCGGAGAAUGUCAAAUAGCGUCAGUCAGAUUGAUAGCCAUUCUAAUUUAGGUACGCGGCAGCGUGAAACAGCUUCAGAAAACGCGUAUGAAGAGAGACCAACUAAGAGAACGCGCACUAUUGGUGAACGUGUAGGUGAAGCAGUCUACAACACUGUUAUUGUCGCUGGUGGAAUUGGUGCUGCUGCUUAUCGCUACUGGAAAGGCGACGGGAGUCAGGAGAAGCAGCCCUAUGAUAUACCAUCAACCUCCUACUCACCUGAUCAGAGUAUACCAGGUUCCUUUAACUACCGUGAAGCUGAGAAGGAGGACGACUAUGUCGACAUUGACAAACCAGUUUUCUCCCCCACGAGUACACCGACGCGGACGCCAAAGAAAAAGAUUUACAGGGUCAAUAGCAGGUUUAGGAGCGUGCAAUCGCCAAAAAGCAAGCCGCGAAAACAGCCAAAAGACAAAGACGAAGACAAAGACAAAGCGGAUGACUCAAAUAACAGACUGGAUAGCAUGUCAGCACGUCUCUCAGCCAUGAUCGCAGAUGGUCAGAAAGCUCUCGUUGAACCCGCUCAACUCGAUGAUGAAGAUCUAGAGGAUGAGGUACUACCACCAUCGACGUCAUUCACCUUUACUCAAACACUACCGAGACAAGAAAGUAACUAUUCAAUAGGUGAAGGUCUACGGGCAGCAGCAUCUUUAUAUUCCAAAUAGAUUGGAUAGUACAAGGCAAUACAUGUGCGAAACAUCUUAUAUAAGUUAAAAAAAUAAAAAAUCGGGAGUCUGAUCCGAGAGCUAAAUAGUUUGUCGUAAACGAGGGUAUGCUCUUACUUGAACGCUUGAGCGCUUAAGCGCUUGUCUAAAUAUGAAAGAGAGAUAAGAGUGAAAAGAGUUUCUAAAGCGAGUUCUUGAAACCAAGACUGAAUUCAUCGAAUUUAUUGUUAGUGAAGCCCAAACCUAAUCCAUAGAUUGGUGCCUCUCCGAAUUGGAAAGAGUUGAGUGAGUUUGUCUUGGACAUUGGAGGUGGAGAGCUCAAAUUGCUGUCAAGCGAUGUAGACAACGAAGGUGUUGAACCUGCUCUUUGUCUCUCUCCAAUUCUAGAUAACAAUGAAGGGGUGUAUUGCUCCGCCUGACCAUUUUUUGGGGGCGAAUCGGUUGAUGUGUUUGGUGUGAGUGAGAGACUGUGCAUAGUAGGUGUUUGAGUGAAUGAUUGUCUUGGUGAGACUGUCAUAGUUGGUUCUUCUUCACUCAAAGGCAAAGGUGGUGCCCCGUUUGCGUUUGCGCCAUGAGGGAAAGUGGAGUGGAUGAAGCAACAACGCUUGCCAUAUGGACAAGACCCAGAAUGCCAGUAGGUAGCGCAAAGUUGAGUUUUGAACUGAUUAGCAAUUAGUAAAGCAGCUCGCAACAAAAAAGAGAAGACGCACUUUUGGAUGUCUAGGAACAUCCCUAAGCUCAUCUUGGCCGUGUGCAAAUUGGCAUUUACAUCCAUACCUACAGGUGCCCUUCUCCUCCCAGGAUCUGCAAAGUUCCGUCUUAUAGAGUCCUAGCUUUCUGUUGUUAAUUGAUGGGCCAGGUGGGCCGUCGUCAACUUGCUGCUGCUGCUGGAAUUGACGAUUGAGAAGGAGCUGAUUUGAAUGAAUUUGUUGCUGGUGUGCUUGUAUGAUAGCCAGCUGAUUAACUAACUGGUCUGGCUCCGUUUGAACCUCGUUGUAGAAUAUUUCGGGGUGUGCGUUUGCAAAGCUAGGCGGAGAGUGAAGCUGGUUGUUAUAUUCUGAAAGUGGGCUGAAUAGGCUGUCCAUCGGGUUCAGCUUGUAGACGUCCAUCGCUGUUUUCUCUAAGUGUAAUUCUAAGGGAACAGUUAUACUUGAUGAUCACGAGGCGAGGCGGUGAUUUACAAAUUUCAAGUUACGCAGCUCCAAGACAACUUAAUAAGUUGUGUAGUAGUAAGCGUAAAGGAAGUUAAAGUGUCUUAUAAGG